Colletotrichum destructivum is the source of this 4141-nucleotide messenger RNA. Its product is annotated as Putative Zinc finger C2H2-type. The record is from RefSeq and is a predicted model, not a curated record. Bases 1592 to 3352 code for a protein of 586 amino acids. NCBI's taxonomy places the organism in Eukaryota, Fungi, Ascomycota, Sordariomycetes, Glomerellales, Glomerellaceae. The transcript has 2 exons.
GUUCUGAGUUCAUUUGGCAUGGCAAAGUCGACGGGGCCCGUCGCAGCACGGCAAAACGAACAGUCCGCUUUUUCUCCAGGCCAAAGUCAGUAAAGAGUACGAAGCACGGAGUAGGGUUCGGGGGUCCAUCAGGCAACGUAGGAGGGUGGACAAGAGGCAGAGAGUCUGACGAUGAGCGAUGGCUGCUCCGUCGGCGCAGCCCAGCCCAAUCCGAUCCAAGACCGUCUGAACCCACGCGAGCCAGGCUGUCAGGGGAGAAGACAGACGGCCGAGACAGCGAGAUUGAUUGAAGCGAGGCAGAGCAGAACAGAGCAGACCAGUGCAGAGAGGCAUACAGACGCUACACUCACUGCGUUUUCCCUCUCCCUCUCAGCUCUCAGCCCAGCUUUCUUCCUUUCCACGACUCUUUUCUCCCUCUCUCUUUCUCUUCCCUUUUCCUUCCUCCACACUCGCUCGUUCGUUCGUUCGCCUUCUCCUCCCCUCCCCUCCCUCUCGUCUCGAAUCGACAGGGCGAUGCCAGCGACGAGUCAAUCCCAACGACGAGCCAUCUGGGAGACGUGGACCACAGACACCCUCCUAGCAUCCUGCACGCCGACAGUCAAAUAAACGCGGCUCCAACAUAAACCGAGCGGGCUGCCUUGCCUUGUGUUUCCCCGUCGUCCCGCUCCUCCUCCCCUCUUCAUCCCGUCCGAUUUCUUGGGUCCAAAAGAGAGAGAGAGAGUGAGUGAGAGAAAAGCCACGAGCUAACUGAGGAGCGCCCGUCUUACCGUCGACGAGAUCCAAGCCCAGCCUUCCGCGGCGCCCAAAUCCAAGGACACGGACAGAUAUCCCGCGCAUACGCCAUACCAGCUGUCAUCGACUCUGCGCACAUACAUUCACUAUACACUACUACCACGGAUACAUCGUACACUACUCUACACACACUACACACGCACAUCAUCGACCCUGGCCUUCUCUUUUGACUCCAUCGGUUCCUGCUUCUACGCCCGCACUAACGAUCAUCCCGUGUUGGAUCACGGCAACUUGGAUGCAGGUCCACAGACACACACAGAGACGGCAAAAGAGAAACCAUCGAGACAGGCACUUGGUCAGUUCGGCGGGCAUUCCAUUGCUGCUACGACCGACACUUGGGGUUGCGCUGGUUUCUUCCCCUCCCUCCCUUUAGCAACCUUGCCCAUCCCACACCAUAAUCACAACCAUACUAUCCGGUCCAUCAUCCGGUCCAUCAUCCGGUUCAUACCAGAAUCUUUCUCCUCGUUCCCACGUCGCGCCCAGCGCUAGAUCCUAGACCCCCCCCGGCCGCUUGGAAAUCUUGCACUCCACCUUCCGCACUCACACCCCCCCUGGUUCUGACUGCGAUACACACUCCUUUUUUUUCUUCUUCUUUCCCUUCCUUCAUUCUUAUUCAUUUGUCGUCUAUCGUCGAUAAAUACACAUACCAUCACACACAAAACCCAACGGUCAACAGUACAAUCGAUCGAGUACUGGAAACCUCCCCGCUUUAUAACAUCGGUACAGGUUCGCGGGCGCUUCGUGUUGUCCAGCUCUCCACAGAAGACGACCCGACCGACAUUGACGCAUAACCGGGGCCAUGUCCGCAAAUGCUUGGCCCGGGGCCGAUGGCUCCUCCCAGCGGCCCAGCCAACUGUCGCAGAAGGAUAUCGUUCUCGACCGACAGAUGAUCAAGCACCUCCUUGGCAGAUACGGACCAGACGAACUGAGCCGCCUCAUCCAGGAGACGACGGGGCCUCAGUCGGACGGCGCAUCCAUCGUGUCUUCUGCACAGUCGUCCAUCCUAUCGGACGACCCCUCGAGCGUCUGGGACACCCAGAGCGUCAGGACCUUUUCUUCCGACGCGUCCUCCAUCACUGGCAGCAUCAUCUCCAACGUUUCCCGGGGUACAUCCAAGAUUCUAGGUCGACGCAGUCAGAGCAGCAGCAGCAGCAGUGCCGCCGCAGCAGCCCAGGCACAGGCACAGGCGCAAGUACACGCGGCACAACAAGCUGCCCACCAGGCCCACCAGGAGGAGUCGUGGAAUGACGUGCCUACGUCGUCCAACACGGCACCCGACGCCGCGUCGAGCACGACGAGCUCAUCGAAGCAGAAGGGGGCCUUUAUGUGCGGCUUUUGCAAGGAGGAGGACAUCACCAAGACGUGCACGCGCAAGAACGACCUGAAGCGCCACAUCGAGGACUUCCACAACGUCAACGCCCAAUGGUUCUGUCGGCACCGCGGCUGUCAGAUGGUCUUUGACUGGCAGGGCGCAUACAAGACGCAUUUGAAGCAGGCUCACGGCGGUUCCAGGAUGUCCUUGGAUGAGGCCAAGGUCAACCUGUGCCCUCAGGUCGUCUUCGCGUGCGGCUUCGAUAACUGCCUGCAAGUCUUCGAGGCGCAGGGCGACACGGACGCCAGCUCCACGUUCAAGGAGUACGUGAGCCACGUCGUGAAGCACUUCGACGAAGGAUCAAACAGCGGCGAGUGGACGUACUCGGCCAGGAUACGCAACCUGCUUCGGCAGAACCAGGUGCAGGCUACCUGGAACGAGUCCAUGUGGAACGAGGUCUCGCGCAACAGCCUGCAAUGGAGCCCCCAGACGUCUGGCAUCUUGAGGAAACGACUCGAGUGCCGCCACAUUGGCGACGUCAAGCUGCUCGUGCAGUACGCCCUCAUGCUCGGCUCCGACCCGGGCACUGCCGUCAAGUUCCGCGAGGACUUUGUCACACCGGUCGCCGACACGUGCACCCUGCACAUGCCGGGCCAUAGGUCACGACAGCCGAGCGUCGCAGCGCCCGAACCGGCCGAUCCGUUCUCGUUCAAGAUAUCGCGCGGCGCGAACCCCGCCCUCGCCGCCUACAUGGCCUCUCAGCGGAGAGUCUACGUGCCCAGACAGCAGCGGGUUGCGAGACCGCCGCAGCUUCACCACCCGCACCAGCAGCAGGUGCAGGUGCCGGCAUCGAACUCGAUGGCCAGCCACUCCCGGCUGUCGCACUCGUCCCACUCGAGCCAUCACGGCCACCAGCAGCAGGGCCACCACGGCAGCCAGAACCACAGCACGCUCGGGCACUUCUUCCAGACGCCGCUGGACUCCUCGUCGAUGUACGACCCGAAUGGCAACGCCCAGGCCUUCGGGUCCAGCAGCGGCGCCAUGCACCACGGCGGCAUCAUCGCAGACGACAUGCAGAGUCUGAGGGGCAUGACAGCAGGCACGCCCGAGUCUUCGGACGUGGAGAUGCAGGACCCGGGCAUGAUGGCAGACUUUUCUUCGCAGUACGCGUCGCACGCGGCCAGUCUCGCAAGCCCGGCCAUCUCGGCCCACACGGACGGCUUCUUCCCACCAGGGCAGGCUUACUAGACAGGGCGUUUUCACGAGCUGCGUCUCGGAUCCGCUCGCCGGCCUCGGUGAGAUAGUUCGUGGGAGAGCACCGACUGAGGGCGCCAGCUGGUCCAUGUUGCCAGCAUCAACAUACUACUUCGGCUUUCAUCUCGCGCAGCAGAUGGCUUCUUCUUCUUUUGCUUUACAUAUCGUUUCGAUUUUCCUUUGUCGGAGUUUUCUAGCAACGAUGACAUAUACCCCCACAAACGGUCGACUGCCACAUUUUCCUAUAAUUCCGCUGUAUCUACGACCACAGACCUAGGACGGACAUGACGACCGGACGAGAAAGAGGAGGGCUCUUUGUAUAUAACGAUCAUGGUCAACCGGGGUUGUGGUCGUCACGAGGCGGCUGAUUCUCUCUCAGGAGACAGUAGGAAGAUGCAGAACAGGUGGUCGAACUCUUGUUAGAGAGAAGGAGAGAGAGAGAGAGAGAGAGAGAGAAGAUGGGAUAAGAGGUAUCGUAGAGUCAAACGGCGGGUCUCAAAUCCAGAGCAACAGAUAGACGUCGACUACAGGAGGCGGGGUGGGCCUGAUCAGGGCCCAACAAAAGGUGAUCAUCUGGGUGACGUGCUGAUGGCUUAUUACGGCCUCACGUAUUACACCCAUGGCCGGAACAGUUAAAAUCGAACAUGUUUCCCCUACCAGCGCUAGGACUCCGAUUUCCACUUCAAGGUUGAGAUGAGAUAACAUUAGAGAUGUCGCGACGUCUUUUUUUGCCUUUUGAUUUUUCUAUUCGCAAAAUUUCCUAAACCCAAACCGACCGCCCUG